Molecule: messenger RNA, 702 nt
Organism: Aspergillus mulundensis
Lineage: Eukaryota; Fungi; Ascomycota; Eurotiomycetes; Eurotiales; Aspergillaceae
Product: TNT domain-containing protein
Exons: 2
Coding region: 1-702 (233 amino acids)
Source: RefSeq, a predicted model, not a curated record
AUGCACUUCCACAAUAUCCUGCUCGCCCUGAGCGCUGUGGCGCCUGCCGUCUUUGCCCAACGUGGUGAGCAAGAGGCCCUCUUUCCCAGGCGAUGCCUCCCAAACCCCUGUGAAGGAAUCACCUCCGUCAACGACACCUACGUGUGCGGAGACCCCCGUCUGGGCCCCGUCCGGUACCCCACGAGGUUCCCCCUGCGCAAUGAACUGCGCACAUACGCGCGCUUCGGCACCCUGUGCCCAGCCGAGUUCCUCGAGAAGUGGGCGACAUCCGUCAACACCAGCGGCACAUACAUCUACCCGCCCGCGAACGGGUUCGUCGUCGACGACGAGGAGGCCGUCAUCAUCGGCAAUGUCACGCUCCCUGUCGGUCAGAAACUCGACCGCUUCGGGUCGGAGUAUGGCACGUUCCUUGCGCCACUGGGUGCGCCAUACAUUGAGCGAUCGCUGCCACCGAGCAACCUGAUCACGUACGACGGGAACUAUCCGUUCAACUACCAUGUGUAUCAGGUUGAGAAGGAGUUUGUUGUAGGGCUGGGGCCUAUUGCGCCGUGGUUUGAGCAGCCCGGGAUGGGGACGCAGUUUGUGGCGUAUACGAAUGUGCUGGGGUUGAUUGAGGGCGGCUUUCUGAGGAGGCUGGAGGAGACUGAAUUCGAUGAGCGAGUCGAGUACUCCAACUCUUAUACCGACGGGCCCAAUGAGUAA